AUGGAGUUUAGUCGGGACUUCUGGAAGAGCGAGGAGAAGUUGCAUUUGGACGAGACGAAGGCGUUUUUUCGCGCCGUCAGCGGAGGCGUUUUGAAAAGGUCGAGCUUGUUUCUAACUUUAAUCAAUCCAGUGAAGAUGUAUAAAAUCGUGCAAAACUUCAAGAGUAUUGGGGAGAGAACGCCGAGGAAUAAUUUGAACGGAGAGGGGUUGAUUAUGGGCGGGUUGAUGGUUUUUAAAGAGGGGGGUGAAAUUGUAUAUUCGCAUCGCGAGAAGGAGUGGGGCGAUUGCGCGCCGAUUGAAGAGGUUUUAGAAGCGGCGAAAGCGGCGAACAAAACCCACCGCGAAUUAAAAGAAAGAAGCGUUUGA
Molecule: messenger RNA, 366 nt
Organism: Bathycoccus prasinos
Lineage: Eukaryota; Viridiplantae; Chlorophyta; Mamiellophyceae; Mamiellales; Bathycoccaceae
Exons: 1
Coding region: 1-366 (121 amino acids)
Molecular function (GO): antioxidant activity
Source: RefSeq, a predicted model, not a curated record